AGUUCAGGUUUAGAGUUCCCCUUCUCUGAAUCUGAUUUCGAUUUUAUCGAUUUCCCUUGUCGCUAGCAGCGCAGCUUUCGCAAUCAAAUCAUCGUACUUUGCAUUUCAUAAAGUUGCAACGCAUUUGUUGAGAAUCUUUCGAAUAAAUUCACUGCGAUAACAAGGUUUUGUCAUCUACUUAAAAAUCACAUCUCCCAGAUAUUUUCAAAAUGGUAAAAGCAUUGCAGUUCUUCACCGUGGCCAAAGUGGCCACCGUGACCGCGGUGGCCCCCGCGUCGCAGCACCGGGCCACCGCCCAUAUCAAGGCCGGAAAAAGUCACGCGAAAAAAGAGCGGCGCACAAGCGCGAAGGCUCGUGACCAGAAGUCCGCGGCGGUGACGUCAAUUGCGUUUUCCGAGGUUGGGGGGAAAACCAAGACGCAGGAAGACGACCCUUGUAAGAAGUUCGACGAGAACAGUCCAGACAAUGUGAAGAAUUUUCUCCAGAGUCUCGGCAUCGAUGCGAGCAACGAUGAAGAAAAAGUGGACUUUCACGGGCAGUCGGGCCAGGAUUUGGUCAAGGUUAUGGUCGAGAUGUCGGAUCAGGACUACCGCUACAUUCAGCAAACCCUGAUUAACAAAGAGGACGAAAAGAUGAGCGGUCGCGUCAAGGACAUUUAUCGCAGUGAAAAGAUACUACGACCUUCGUUAUUCCUAAGACACGAGCACGACGAUAAUUUGACUUCGCCUAUUAAUUUAUGAUUUGCGACGUUUUGAUCAUGCCACCACCAAAUGGACAUCCAUACCUAAAAGAGGUUUCAGGAUGAAUGCAGAUUUCAUCAAGGCAGAUGGUGUCUUACUGAUGGGACGUAGUAUUUUUUCAGCUUGAUAGGAACACGGUAACGGACAUCGAGACAGCGAUCAGGGACGGAGCGCGGAUGGGCUUGUCGCAGCGUAUCGCACUGCAAAAUUGACAGCCCACAAAAAGAUCGGUAUACUCUGUGUUUUGCAUGGUCAGUAGUGCAGCAUGUGCCGAUCAUGAUCAGCAUUUAUUGUUCUAUGCGAAAUAGGCGAGCGCUUCAGGCGAUUCGAUGACAGUGUAACAAGUUCUGCUCCGCAACAAACGUUUGCAGAUAGUCUGUUUGUUGCCAAUCAGUAUACGAAUGAAGAAAGGCUGUGCUUUGCUUUGCGAUACCGCACUCGAUGGACAAGAUUUUGUUCAAAGAGGGUCAGAACACACCUGCGGUCGUAACUGCAAUCUCUGAUUUUAUCAACAGCGAGGGCCCGGAGAAGCUUCUGCAGGGCUUUGAAAUUAUGCUGGGUGAGGAAGCGGCGAACGCGAUGGAUGUGGUAAAUAUGGACGGCGUUUUGGGCAUGGCGAAGAAUUUUUUCUCCGACGACACUGUUGCAACGAAAUUGUCCAAGGCCGUGAGCGCCCUGGAAAACACCGCGAUCGUGGGCGAAGUGAUGAAUCAAGUGAAGCAGGCCGUUCUGAUUCAAACCGAGAAGGCCAAAACUCUGAGCCCGACGAGUGUCAUUCAGGAGGCGUACAUCGACGGUGCCGUCAGCUUCGCCCAGGUGUUGGACUUCAGCAAGAAUACCGAGUUGCAUGAAAAUGUGCUGAUGUUCGUGGAUGUCGUUGAGGGAAACGAAUGUAACGACGAAAAUGGAUCUCCGAAAAAAGAAAUCUUUACCGGGGCUACGUGUGUGGAGCUGCAGGGUGUUAUGCAGAACGUCUUGGGUGUCGGCAAGGCCCUUGACGAGGCCUUGGGCGGCAUCGUGUCGGCCAAUCUCCUUCUUGGUGAGUCCGGCCUUCAGUAUCCGCCCUUUGGGUCGCCCGUGGCGGAUGUUCUUGCCGGUUUGGUGGACAAGGAAACGGACAAACUGCUGCUGGAAAAUACGCAGGUGAACCAGAACAUCGUGAACAUGCAAGUCGGGAACCUUGCCCAGGACAUGCUCACCGCCACCCUGGGGAAAGAGUAGUGGCUUUUUAGUUGUUGCGUAUACACAAAGUUUUCAUCCUGCAAAGUUUUUUAGUUGUCGCGUCCGAUGAAAAAGUUUUCAUCCUUGUCUUUGCGAGCAUGUCCACGUGUUUUUUUUUGACUGGGCAGGGAAGCCUUAAAUACUAUUCUAGGUCUGUUUGUGUUUGUGAGUUUUGAAGCUGUGAGAAUCUGACUGAUGACACCGCAGCCGUUCUUCUCUGCAGUGCGCACUUGCCACCUGACUUCGUUUGCUUGGCGAGUAUUGGUUGCUGUUUGCUAAUGUUGUUAUCUUCAUCGCUCGCAGGUUCGACACAGUGAAGGCCGCAGUGAAGGGCGCCGUUCCGGCAAUGGGAGCUAUAUUCCAGGUUGUUGAGGACUUGGGGUUGGACAAGAUGCUACUCCGAACUCUUCCGAAGCUUCUACGCAUGGGGUAUUUACUUACUUCAACUUGGCAGGCUGUUGGUACGGUAGAAUGUCAUUUUUUCACGGACACACUAUAAGUUAAGAUCACAAUUGCAUGCACGCCUUGAAAUCUGAACCUGGAUGCAGUUGGUCUGAGCAUAAUUGUAACACGAGGCUCGAAAGAUCCGUCACUCAAAAGGAUUCUAAUGUCCCAGAUUUGAUGCGAUGUUUGAGUACGGACCGUCCUGGAUGCGGGCGAUGGUGCAGAACCUCGGUGGUUUUUCUGGGGCCGUGGAUCUGUUUUUCAAGACCGCGGAGCUGCUGAGUCCGAAGGUCUGGCCGCAGUUGAUGGGGGGUCUGCAGAGACUCUUCAGUGGUGAGUUACUCCAGGACAUGGAAUGCUCCUUGGAGGUUCUGCGCAAGACCCUGUACGUCGAGAUGGGGUGGCAUUUCUACCCAGCAGACGACACCGCGAACAAGGUUCCUUGCCAGGAGGUCGGCGUGCAGUACGCGCACCUGGCCAUGCCCGACCCGGACAACACAAAUCAGGAGCUGCUCGCGACCACGGAGCACGACUGGUGGGCGUGCCGCGAAAAGUGCGCCAACUUCCAGCACAUGCACAACAAGGGCACCAAGUGUACCUACUUCAGCUUCUGGAACGUGGAGCGCCGGUGCUACCUGCAGAAUGCGGACGCGCGCAUGGCCUGGAACAAUGCGCAGGGAUGGGUGACCGGCGUGACGGACGGCAUUGUGGAAGGUGAGGUGAACCCUUCUUUGUCCCGGCGGUACAGCAGCAUUAAAACGAAGAGCAGCAGUCUAUUGGAGGGCGUUGAUUUCGGGCUGUUGGGCCACCUGCAUCACUCGUUCGGGGAGUGGAACAGCCACACCGGCUGGGUCCCGAAAGACGACGAUGGCACCGACGGUGUCAGCGGGAUUACGCUGCUGGAUGAGGAGCUGCUGGAAUCCGCCAAAGGAUCGGGGAAGACGGGUGCCAUCUACCAUCCGUGGAUGGUCAUUGACCUCGAGGAGCCCAUGGUGGUAUUGGGCGUGCAGAUCCAGCGCCGAGCGGCGACGGACCUGGAAAACGGCAACGAGUACGUUAGCAUCGUCCGGGUGUCCACGUCCAUGACCGAGCCCAUUUUUCCGCCGGUCAAUGCGGGGCUUGGCGCAUGGGGCAAUCAGCUGCGCCCCUCGCAGGCUGUUAACACGGCCAUGCAGACCGACGUGCUCAGCGAUGCCGAAGCAGAACGCGAGAAAAAGUUUGGCGAUGCAUCCUCGUUUUUGCAGCGAGAAGAAGCCGAGGAAGAGGAGUUGCACGAAGUGGUCCAGCAGAUGCUGCAGUCCUCCAAUGACACUCUUGCCUCGCGGGAGCAAUUGGUUCGCAAGAUUCAAGAGCUCGAGCACAGUCGCAACGCUGCGACCGAGCGCGAAGACCCCAGCGUUCUGCUGCAACUGCACGGCACGAGCGGCGCGUCGCUGCUGCAGGCCGAGAAGAAGAAUGCACAACAAGGCGAUGCGCAAGUCGAGGUUCUAACCGCUGGGAGCUUUAAGAACGACGGCACCACGUUGGAGCUGUCUCCGUACAAGAUCGGAAACCUGGACUCCAACCUGUGGUGGACCGGCGAUGACAUCGACAAGCACGGGUGGGCUGACGUCCGAUUCAAGCAGCACGUUGUGGCGCGCUACGUGAAGAUCUUCGCGGUGCAGUGCAACAACCACUGCUCCAUGCGGGCCCGCGUCCGCGUCAUGAAGCGCGAUGGCUGCUUCUUGCAGAACUUCUACACGGUGGACGGACACUGGGUGCGCGAGGAGAAGGGUUAUCAGCUGGAUGGCAUCGCCGCUGUAGCGGGAACCCAAGAGGUCCGCGAUCAUCUGCAGGGGAAGAAAGCCGACGGGAGCGUGUUGGAGUUCUCCAGUCCCGACGUAGCCAGUGCAUCUCCCAUGUCUUGCCAGCAGGCCUGCCAGGCUACCGAGGGCUGCGAAUACUUUACUUGGUUUGGGGAACCCGGACUUACCUCGUAUGACAAGAGCUUCUUCGAGCCCGCAAAGUGCUACUUCAUGGGCCGUGACGCCGCCAUUCUGCCACUGUGGGGGCGGCUGGCGUCGCCGAAGAUGACCAAGAUCCAGGGCGUGGAUUGGCUCGGGCAGAGUAAGUCGGUGACGGGGUCUAAGUACUGCCGGUCCGCGCGGGACGGCCUGCACCUGCAGACAAGCAACCUGCGCGAGCGCGUGAUCAUGAACAACCCGCGCGAGUGCCAGAAGUUCUGCUUGGACAUGCCCGGCUGCGACUUCUUCAGUUUCUGGGCGGACGGCGGCUGCCACGUGUACGGUAGAAGCGCAAUCAAGGUCAAGAAUACCUACGAGGCGGCGGAAGUGUACUCCGGCCCGGCCCAGUGCGACGGCGACAAAAUCGCGCCGGAAUUUCAAAAGGAGACGUGCGACCUCACCGCGAACGCGGACUCGCAACGCGCGGUCACGGGUGGUCCGCUGGGCAACCACGGCUGCUACGAGCCGGGGGUGCGGUAUGGCGGCGGAAACCAAGGGGACAGCGUGGGCUCGUUUGAGGACGGUGUGGGGUACCAGUACGGCACAAGCGUCAUCUCGGACAUCUACGCCGGGUCCGCGGAGGAGUGCCAGCUGCGGUGCGCCUCCACGCCGAAGUGUUACUUUUUCACGUUUCACUCCAUGCUGCCCGGCUACUGCCAUCUGCAGACGUACGACGCGCAGCGCGUCGUUUGGAACGCGAAGGCGCUGGAGGAGGCCCGGACGGCGGCCGAGAACGGAGAUACCAGCGCUGCCUGGUACGUGUCGGGCACCCGCGUGUGUCGUCACUACGAGGAUUUCUCAUUCACGGAGCACAACACCAAUGGCAAGCCCGAAGUGGGCGAAGGGAAGUGCCAGUGGCUGGAGGCAUUUGACCUGUCUAUCACGUGCGAGGAUCUGAACGGGGACGACGUUUGGUUUACUGAUUCGUCUUUUGCUGAAAUCACUGCUGCUGCCGCGAAAUGCAAGGACACGCCUGAAGAUGCUGAGAAGAAAACCAAGUGCGAAAAACUGUGUCUCCUUACGGACCACUGCGACGCCUACUGGUUUGACGACGCCAGCAGUUCCUGCAAGGUCUACAAGGACUGCUCCGCCAAGCUGUCGGACUCGAGCGCUACUACCGACGGCACUGCCGGGAAAACAUACAGGUUGGAUCUUUCUUUCCAUGUCGGAAGCAUGACCCUACCCGACGGGUGCGUCCAACCGCGCAUUCCGGCCGGGCAUCUCACAACGCUGAAAAAAGUGGAGGUGGACGACAAGCAAGGUGGAAGUGACGGAGGGGGUGAGUCAUCGCAAAAUGGGAAUGGGACUUUGUCGAACAUGACUUUGUCGGGCGGUGCCAAUGCCACCGCCGACGACGGAAGCCUCUGCUGUUCCUUUACGGAAAUGAAGCACGACGCGGUCGGGGCGGAAAGCUUCGCGGACACUGCGGCGACCACCCCCGACGUGGAGCCAGAGGAAGCGGCAACCGUCCUGGUUUGA
Amoebophrya sp. A120 is the source of this 5887-nucleotide messenger RNA. NCBI's taxonomy places the organism in Eukaryota, Dinophyceae, Syndiniales, Amoebophryaceae. The record is from the annotation of a GenBank genome assembly.